Apaloderma vittatum (bar-tailed trogon) is the source of this 2052-nucleotide messenger RNA. RefSeq names its product receptor tyrosine kinase-like orphan receptor 2 (gene ROR2). Gene Ontology annotation, molecular function: ATP binding; transmembrane receptor protein tyrosine kinase activity. The transcript is spliced from 3 exons. Gene Ontology annotation, biological process: protein phosphorylation; cell surface receptor protein tyrosine kinase signaling pathway; positive regulation of kinase activity. NCBI's taxonomy places the organism in Eukaryota, Metazoa, Chordata, Aves, Trogoniformes, Trogonidae. The annotation marks the transcript as partial. The record is from RefSeq and is a predicted model, not a curated record. Gene Ontology annotation, cellular component: signaling receptor complex.
GAGUUUACUCUUUGUUUAAAAUGUAGUGUUAACAGUCAUGACAUAACUUGUCCUCAUGACAACAGUAAAAUGGGAAUCCUCUACAUCCUAGUUCCCAGCAUAGCCAUCCCUUUGGUUAUUGCCUGCCUUUUCUUCCUGGUCUGUAUGUGCAGAAACAAGCAGAAGGCAUCUGCUGCUACACCACAGCGCCGCCAGUUGAUGGCAUCUCCCAGCCAGGACAUGGAAAUGCCACUCAUUAAUCAACACAAACAGGCUAAACUUAAAGAAAUCAACUUGUCCACUGUGCGGUUUAUGGAGGAACUAGGAGAGGAGAGAUUUGGCAAAGUCUACAAGGGGCAUCUUUUUGGUACAGCGCCAGGUGAACAGACACAAGCUGUUGCUAUCAAGACCCUGAAAGACAAAGCAGAACUCGCUCUUCGUGAAGAAUUCAAACAUGAGGCAAUGAUGAGAUCACGAUUACAGCACCCAAACAUUGUUUGUUUGCUGGGAAUUGUGACGAAGGAACAACCAAUAAGCAUGAUAUUUAGUUACUGUUCCCACAGUGACCUCCAUGAGUUCUUGGUGAUGAGAUCUCCCCAUUCGGAUGUUGGCAGCACUGAUGAUGAUAAGACAGUAAAAUCAACUCUGGAACCAGCAGACUUUUUUCACAUUGUGACUCAGAUAGCUGCAGGAAUGGAGUAUCUUUCAAACCACCACGUUGUCCACAAGGACUUGGCCACUAGAAAUAUACUGGUGUUUGAUAAACUGAAUGUGAAAAUAUCCGAUUUAGGCCUUUUCAGGGAAGUUUACGCUGCAGAUUACUACAAACUGAUGGGAAAUUCCCUUCUUCCUAUCCGGUGGAUGUCCCCUGAGGCUAUUAUGUAUGGCAAGUUUUCUGUUGAUUCAGAUAUAUGGUCCUAUGGAGUUGUGUUGUGGGAAGUUUUCAGCUACGGUCUGCAGCCUUACUGUGGUUAUUCUAACCAGGAUGUCAUCGAGAUGAUCAGGAACCGACAGGUUUUGCCAUGUCCUGACGACUGCCCCACAUGGAUGUACACUUUGAUGUUGGAGUGUUGGAAUGAAUUUCCCAACAGAAGACCAAGAUUUAAAGAUAUACACAACAGACUAAGAACAUGGGGAAACCUUUCUAACUACAACAGCUCAGCGCAAACCUCUGGGGCAAGCAACACCACGCAAACAAGUUCUCUCAGCACGAGCCCUGUUAGCAAUGUCAGCAAUGCUAGGUACGUUGGACCAAAGCAGAAAACUCCAGCUUUCCCUCAACCACAGUUCAUACAAAUGAAAGGGCAGUUGAGGCCAAUGGUUCCACCUCCUCAGCUCUACAUUCCAGUCAAUGGUUACCAGCCAAUGCCUGCCUAUGGUGCUUACUUGCCAAAUUUUUAUCCCGUCCAAAUUCCAAUGCAAAUGGCUCCUCAGCAAAUGCCUCCCCAGAUCAUUCCUAAACCAAGCUCCCACCACAGUGGGAGUGGAUCCACCAGCACAGGCUAUGUAACAACGGCGCCUUCCAAUGCGUCGGUGGCCGACAGGGCUGCUCUGCUCUCGGAGGGCACAGAUGAUACACACAAUGGAACGGAAGACAUUGCCCAGAAUCCUGUCCAGGAGGAAGAGGAAGAGGAGGGCUCUGUGCCUGAAACAGAAUUGCUGGGCGAUAAUGACACACUUCAGAUGGACGAAGCAGAAGUUCAACCAGAAGCCUAAGGAAUCUGGGCUCAUUACUAAGAAUUUCACAUCACUUCCAUGCAUGGAGACUGUAGAUCCUUAGGCUUAAUAGCGAUGAUUUUGAUCUAACUAGAAGAAAGAAAACUAAAAAAAACCCUACACCCUUGUAAAGUGCAGCAGUAAUGAUAUACCAGGUUUAUCGACCAUUGCCACCAUCAGAUUUUUCAAAUAUGAUGGUAUGGAAUUGCUGGGUUAAUCUUUUUUUUACUGUCCUACAGUUCUUGAGGGAAGCUGCUUUUCAGUUAUGUACUGUUGCUGUGCAACAUAUUGCAGAGUAGCAUUGCACGUCAUGUAUAUCAUGAUAUAUGAGUGUAAUGUUAGUGAAUUAUGCUUAAA